CAGAUGUAGGGAGAGAUCAUCCGCUCAGCUGAUAGGAAACAACACCUUCAAUCCUUCUUAGGACGCGACAGAUCUGAGAGUUUCCAACUUACAUCACAGGCUCAGGAUAUAAAGAUUUAAAGAUAUAAAGGGUCCAAAAUGUCUCCUAAGAUCAAAGCUGGUUCUGUGGUUGAGAUGCAAGGAGAUGAGAUGACCAGAGUUAUAUGGGAGCUCAUAAAAGAAAAACUCAUCUUCCCGUACUUGGAGCUUGACCUGCACAGCUAUGACCUGGGAAUGGAGAACCGUGAUGCCACCGAUGACAAGGUGACGAUAGAGGCAGCGGAGGCUGUGAAACACUACAAUGUUGGCAUCAAGUGUGCCACUAUCACGCCUGAUGAGAAGCGUGUGGAGGAGUUCAAGCUCAGGCAGAUGUGGCGCUCUCCUAACGGAACAAUCCGGAACAUCCUGGGUGGAACUGUUUUCCGAGAGGCUAUUAUCUGUAAAAACAUUCCCCGCUUGGUUCCAGGCUGGAUCAAACCUAUUAUCAUCGGCAGACACGCACAUGGAGACCAGUACAAGGCCACAGAUUUUGUUGUGCCUGGUCCUGGGACAGUUGAAAUGUCUUACACACCCAAAAAUGGAGGAGAGCCGCUCAAGUUUGUUAUCCAUGACUUUGAAGGUACAGGUGGAGUUGCUCUGGGGAUGUACAACACAGACAGUUCAAUCCGGGACUUUGCCCACAGCUCUUUCCAGAUGGGGUUGACCAAAGGCUGGCCGAUGUACCUCAGCACCAAGAACACCAUCCUGAAGAAAUAUGAUGGCCGCUUCAAAGACAUCUUCCAAGAGAUCUAUGACAAAGAGUACAAGGCUCAGUAUGAGGCCAAAGGAAUCUGGUACGAGCAUCGAUUGAUUGAUGAUAUGGUGGCACAGGCCAUGAAGUCUGAGGGAGGGUUUAUCUGGGCCUGUAAGAACUAUGACGGAGAUGUGCAGUCAGACUCUGUAGCUCAGGGUUAUGGGUCAUUGGGUAUGAUGACCAGCGUGCUGGUGUGUCCAGAUGGGCGCACGGUAGAAGCUGAGGCUGCCCACGGCACGGUCACACGACAUUAUCGUAUGCACCAGCAGGGCAAGGAGACCUCUACCAACCCCAUCGCGUCUGUGUUCGCAUGGACGCGAGGGCUGCUGCACCGGGCUGAGCUGGACAGGAAUACAGAGCUGCGUGUGUUUGCUGAGGCACUCGAGGCUGUUUGUGUCGAGACCAUUGAAGCCGGUUUCAUGACCAAGGACCUGGCCAUCUGCAUUAAGGGCAUGUCUAAUGUGGCACGCUCGGAUUACCUCAACACCUUUGAGUUCAUGGAUAAACUGGCAGAGAAUUUGAAGAUCAAGAUGUCAAACCAACCCAAACUGUGAAGCUGUCGGGUCACACACACACUGACUGGACUCUGGUACCCCUCUUGUCUCCUGUCUCAACUGGGACCAAAGACUGAAGUUUUGGACUGCACCAUCCCGACCAGUAGAGGGAGCGAGAGCACUUUCAGCUGGAGGACAUGACGUGUCUUUUAAAAACUAAACAGAAACAUGCUUUUCAUGCAUAAAGAAGUGUCCAUAUGUAGGAAAUAGUUUUAAAUAUUCUAACAAUGCUUUUAUUUUGCCGUUCUUCCCAGGUAGUGUAUAAAUAUUUGUAAUAACACUUUACAGUAAGGUUAUAAGUGUUAACGUUAGUUAAUGCAUUAAAUAUUGUGACAUAAUAAAGACACAUUUGUUAAAGCACUUAUUAAUCUGUUAAUGUUCAUUUAUAAAUAUACUAUAUAAUGUUAAUAUAUUACACUUUUAAUAUUAAAAUGCAUUCAUAUAUGUAGAUAAAUAAAAAAGAUCAAUAAAUGCUAUAAAAUAUUGUUCAUCGUUAACUAAUUUUUAUGUAUAUAACAUUAUUGUGAAGUGUUGUUUUUUUAUUUGAUUUUUUUCUAAAAUUUUAGUGCAGGUCCAGCCUGUUAAACACUUCAACACCUGUUGCCUUGUGUGUGUGUGUGUGUGUGUGUGUGUGUGUCUGUGUCUCUCUCUCUCUCUCUCUCUGUGUGUGUGUGUGUGUGUGUGUGUGUGUGUCUCUCUUUCUCUCUCUCUCUCUCUCUCUCUCUCUCUGUGUGUGUGUGUGUGUGUGUGUGUGUGUGUGUGUGUGAGUGAUUUGUGUGUGUGUGUGUGUGUGUGAGUGAUUUGUGUGUGUGUGUGUGAGUGAUUUGUGUGUGUCUGUGUGUGUGAGUGAUUUGUGUGUGUGUGUGUGUGUGUGUGUGUGUGUGUGUGUGUGUGUGUGUGUGUGUGUGUGUGUGUGUGUGUGUGUGUGUCUCAUCUUCAGGGUCACUGUUGACCCGUGUCAUGAUCAGUGAUAUUAGGUCUUAACCAUGUAAAUGCAAACAUGACCGUGAAUAUCUGCUUUGCUCUGAAACGCUGGUAGUUAAAAUCUGCACAUUCCUGUUUAUUAUUCACUGUAUGUCACUCUUCAUCUUGGUGUGUGCACUAAUGUGUUAUUGUUAUUAUGAUCUCUUUAAUAAAUGAGUCUGUUUAGGAAGAGUGUUUUGUCAGU
Messenger RNA from Xyrauchen texanus (razorback sucker), 2554 nucleotides. Its product is annotated as isocitrate dehydrogenase [NADP] cytoplasmic-like. Gene Ontology annotation, cellular component: peroxisome; mitochondrion; cytosol. The coding region runs from base 139 to 1386 and encodes 415 amino acids. Gene Ontology annotation, molecular function: NAD binding; isocitrate dehydrogenase (NADP+) activity; magnesium ion binding. Gene Ontology annotation, biological process: isocitrate metabolic process. The transcript has 9 exons. Lineage: Eukaryota; Metazoa; Chordata; Actinopteri; Cypriniformes; Catostomidae. The record is from RefSeq and is a predicted model, not a curated record.